UACAGCUGAAAAGAUGUUUAAAAGGGGUUUGUAUUCAGAGCUGAGAGGAAAGUGUGAACUGAGCAUGUCCACACAGGAGGAGCUGCAGCGGGUUGAUGGAUGUGAGCCAGUAAAGACGCUAAAGCUAACAGCUCGGGAGAUUGUGUAGAGUAGAAACAUACAUCAUGCCGCUUACCUGCAUUGUUUAUAAAACUCUUCAGUGACACUGAUGUUCGGGGAAACGGGAAAAUGUGUGUGUGAGAAACGCUUACUAUGGAUUAUGAAAUGGUGGUGAAUAUUCUCUCAGGAAACAGGAUUCUCUGGACUUUUCUCCCCCUACUGUGCUGUUUACUGUGUGCAGCUGGAGACGAGACGGUCACACUGCAGGAAGUGGAAGGAACCACUAUAACUCUCCAUACUGGGAUAACUGGAAUUCAGAGUGAUGCUCAGAUUCUGUGGUUUUAUGGACCUGAGAAAGCAGAGGAAAAGAUAUUGUUUAGGCAGGUGUUUAAAGGAGAAACUGUUACAGAAAUCAGUGAGAGAUUUAAAGAGCGACUGCAGCUGGACAGAAUCAGUGGAGCUUUAACCAUCAGGAACAUCAGCAGAAACCAUUCUGGAGUUUAUUUAUUACAGGUCAUCACUGGACGCACCUCAUCUAGGACUUUCAGUGUCAGAGUUUAUGCUCCAGUAUCGACUCCAGUAAUAAUAAAAAGAGAAAAUCGAAGUGUGGUUUCCACAGAGGCGUGUUCCCUCCUGUGCACUGUGGAGAAUGGAGAAGAUGUGAAGUUAUCCUGGUACAGAGAGAACGAGAGAAUCUCCAUCACCAAUAACACAGAUCUCAGUGUUCCCCUCAAUCUCUCACUUCAAAUACAACACCAUGAUAAUAACACGAACACUUAUAUCUGUGUGUCUGCAAACCCUGUCAGUAAUAAAUCAUCUUCUCUCAACAUCACACAGCUCUGUGAUCAUCACUCAGGACAAACUGAUCGUUCCCGUUCACUGCUUCCUGUCCUGAUAUCUGCUGGAGGUUUUGUGUUAUUAAUAAUAUCUGUAACGUUGUGGAUUUGGCUGAAAAAGAAAAGGCAGCAAGUUUCUGAGAAACCUGAUGUGACUUACGCUGAUGUGAAUGUUACAGCUCACAGUGCAGAGAGAGUUAAAGAGGAAGAAAAACCCAGAAUAAUGCAGGUUGAAGCGGAGACUGAUCCAGUGGUGUAUGCAGAUGUGAGGAGAUAAGUCAACAUCUGUAUAUCCUUUUUAUUAUUUUAAUGAGUUUUAUUUUUUAAUUGAACAUACUUCUGUUCACAAUUGGUCAUAAAUGUUCAGUGUUUGUGUUACAUAAACCAUUUACACAUUUACAGUGUGUACAUCCUGUACAGUAAGCGUUAAAGUGUGAACUUGGUAAUGUUUGAUAUUAUUUAGAGAUCAUUUCAGCCUAGAGUUUGAUGGGAUUAUAGGAAGUCGAUUUCAGAGUCUAUUAACUGAGUUCUGUCUGAAUUAGUAUUCCUGCUUGUGUUUGUCUCGUCAUAAACAUAUUUAUAAACUGAUUAAUCCCUGAGAAAUCCUGCAGGGGUUAGGGCGUGGCUUCAGGCAUCAGUGUCUAAUAUUUGAAUAUUUGCAUGCUCUGACUAGCAACAUUAAAGUUAGCAAAGACCCAAGUGUCAGAAAGUUAAGGUAAAAAACGAGCUUCAGCGAAUCAGCAGCUUUCAGUGUUUACACUUCUCACAUUACAGCCGUAUUGUUCAGAUCAGAUAUCAGACAUCAGAUCAGACACAGGAUACACAGCUCUGUGUUAGACGUGUGUGUGGGACUGGUUUCUCAAUCCAACCCCCACCAGCUCCUGAAGGAAUUCUGACUAAACCCCACCCAUAACACCAGACUGUUAAAGCUCCAGACUGAGAGAGAGACAGAUCUAGAAGACGGUGUUAAAGGUGUUAGUCCGUGUUGUUUAUUUGCUCAUCAAAUGAACUCGUUCCUGAAAAACCUGAUAAUCUGGUCUUCUUCCUGGAACACGGCUCGUUCUGGCUUAGUGUCGCUCUAACAAACACAACGUCACAGCAGUCAGGGACAGAAAAUAUAAGAUGUAGGAGAGACGUUUGCCGAAUUUAUUUUUUAUUAUUUUUUUAUUAAAAUAAAAAUGUAAAUAUGUAAAUUCCCCUUUUGUUAUUUUGGCUUUAUGUCUAUUAAAACGCUGAGCUUCUACACAAUUUGGGGAUUUUUAAUUACAUUACAUUUUUUAUUAACAACAAAUUAAUGCUAAACUUGUAAAGUUUAAAGGUUGUAAAGUUUUUCCUCAUUAAAUGACUGUAAGUCCA
Messenger RNA from Ictalurus furcatus (blue catfish), 2291 nucleotides. Its product is annotated as natural killer cell receptor 2B4-like. The transcript has 6 exons. The coding region runs from base 253 to 1212 and encodes 319 amino acids. NCBI's taxonomy places the organism in Eukaryota, Metazoa, Chordata, Actinopteri, Siluriformes, Ictaluridae. The record is from RefSeq and is a predicted model, not a curated record.